CGCAGACACUGAGCAGAAGCGACAGCAGCAGAAGACAGAAGUAGAAGAGUCGGACGGUGAAGCACGAGCACCGAUUAAACCGGGGAUCUGGGGAAUUCAUUUUUACGCACGUGCCAUUCAGCGCGUUCAUCAAUGGGACGAUUUUGGUCCUCGGUGCUUUUCUUUUACCAAUUUCGGAGUUUUUAAUUUCUUUGUAUAAUCUGAUCUGAUUAAAAGGCGAAUGAAGUGACGGGUGGAUUUUACCUGCAAGUGCGACACCCGAGAGAGACAAUGCUGGCCAGGAUUGUGUUCAUUUGUUCCUUUUUAGCUUGUGCUAGUUUUCAGGAAGAUGAGAGCCCUAAGGUAUCAUUUGGAGGAGCUUGUGAAAUGUUGUGUGCCUGUGAGGAGAAAGAUGGCAUGUUGAACGUAAACUGUGAGGAAAGGAACAUAAACAAGAUCUCUCAAGUACAGGUACCUUCAGAUAGACCUUUCCAUUUGAAUCUAUACAAAAAUGAUAUUGUGGAGCUGCUCCCAGAGGAAAUGGAGUCUUUCAGGAAUGCAGUCACAUUACAUCUGGGUGGUAACAGCAUACAAGAGUUGGUGCCUGGGGUUUUUGCUGCACUAGGCUCCUUAAAGAAGUUGCACAUCAAUAGUAAUUUCCUGGUGAUGUUGAAGGAGGAUACUUUUCAUGGCUUGGUAAAUUUGGAAUACCUCCAGGCUGACACAAACUUUAUCCGAGUCGUGGAGCCUGGGGCUUUCAGCAAACUUGUCCGUCUCAAAGUCCUGAUCCUCAAUGACAACUCAAUUGACUUCCUUCCAAGCAACAUCUUCCGAUUCGUGCCUCUGACCCAUUUGGACCUACGUGGAAACAAGCUCCAGACCCUCCCUUAUGUGGGCUUUUUAGAGCACAUCGGACGCAUCAUUGAGCUUCUUCUAGAGGACAACAACUGGGUCUGUGACUGUCAGAACCUUCAUUUGAAAGUCUGGAUUGAGAACAUGCGAGCACAGUCGGCCAUUGGGGAAGUGGUUUGCAGCAGUCCUCAGCAUCUCAAGGGUAUCCCUCUGGCCAAAGUGAAACGGGACAUAUUGUGCCCCUCCCAUGCGGAUAUAACUUUUGAGGAGCCAUCCAAAUCUCUAGACAUGGUGGUCACCCCUUCCACAAAGGUGCUCCAAAUACCAGACUCAAGAAAUGAAGCAAAGAUCCCCACAUCUUCUCAUGUUCCAAAGACAUCCUGCGCAUCACAGUGUUCUUGUCAUAACCAUCCCAGCUCUGGGUUCCUAAUCCACUGUGAGGAUCGGGGCAUCCAAAGGAUAUCGGAUCUUGGAAUUUUUCAGCAAAGUCCGAGUAAGCUUGUUUUAUCUGGGAACAUGAUAGAGAGACUUCUAAAAUAUGAUUUUGUCACAUAUGACAGUUUGGAAGUGCUGAAUCUGGCAAACAACCAAAUAAACUAUAUAGACAAUGAAACUUUCCUAAGUUUAAGCAGUCUUAAAAAGUUGUAUCUAAAUGGCAACAGGAUAGAGAAGAUUACUGCAACUAUGUUUGUGGGCCUCCACAAUCUGGAGAACUUGUACUUGGAAUAUAAUGCGAUCAGAGAGAUUGAGGCAGGGUCAUUCAACCCUUUGACAAACCUAAAGCUCCUGUUUUUAAACAACAACCAGCUCAGUGCUCUACCAGCCCAGAUAUUUAGAAACGUGCCCUUGGCCAAGUUGAAUUUGCGAAACAACCUAUUCAUGCACCUGCAGGUCAGCAAUGUGUUGGAGCAGCUUGAGUUCCUGGAACAGAUUUACCUUGAGGAGAAUCCUUGGGACUGCACUUGUGAUCUAGUCAGCAUGAAGCAGUGGUUGGAGAAGCUGAGAAAAGAUACAGUAGUGGGAUCCAUCUUGUGCCAUAGUCCAAAAAAGGUGGUGAAUGCUGAGGUCAGGCACCUGAAGCAUGAUGUACUCUGCCCUGGUUUGGUCACCCUAAACUCCCUGCCUUCAAGUGAAUUUGGGGUUGUAACAACAGAAGCACCAGAUGAAGGUAUAAACAGCUUCUUCCAGUCCAUAACAGAUGCAGUUCCUCUUUCUGUCCUUAUACUCUGCCUUCUUAUUCUCUUCCUUACCAUCAUCUUCUGCUCUGCUGGCAUAAUUGUCUUUGUCUUGCAUCGCCGACGCAGUCAUUCCAAGAAAAAGCAAGCUGAGGAGCAGCCUCGUGAAAACAGCCCAAUCCACCUGCAUUAUAGCAUGUAUGGACAAAAAACAACUCAUCACUUGGCUGAGAGACAUGACACAAACAUGUAUGAUGAACCCUCCCGAAGUCCCAUUAUUCAGGUUUGCAGGAACCCCAGCUAUUGUUCACAGCACAAAGACUAUGACACAGAGGAUUAUGACACAGAAAAAUCAAAUCGUCUUUGCCACAGUAUCAUGGAUAAGGAGAAUGGCUCCCCCCUUACGGGGUCAAUGAAGUACAAAGCUGUGUCCCAUGAGUAUCCUGCUGAUUUUGUUUCUUUGGGUGACAAGGGAUCUUUGUACAAAAAUAUCCUGGAGCGGGACCGUGAACUCCAACAACUUAGCAUCACAGAAUAUCUCAGGAAAAGCAUCCCACAGCUACAAGACAUGCAAGUCCCUGGGCAUCAUCAAGAGCUCAAACUGAUGGAGACGCUUGUGUACACCAGGCCACGGAAGGUUAUGGUGGAGCAGACUAAAAACGAGUACUUUGAACUGAAAGCUAAUCUACACGCCGAACCGGAUUACUUGGAGGUACUCGAGCAUCAGACAACUUUUAACUGAGAUACAGCACACUGUAACACUUUAAUAGCAGACCUGCUUUGAGAGAUAAUACCCAAAGUGCCUUGAUGAUUUUUGAGCAGACAUAACAUGCAGCUACUGAUCUUUGUGAAUGUGGUCAUUUAGGGGAACGCAGAAAAAAUGUGUGUUGCUGAAGCGGAACCAAGACCAUGACCUACUUUGCAUAAUUUCACAUCAAAUGAGGUCAUCGUCUAUUCCGUUUUGUCUUGUCAAUUUGCCAUAAAUAUCAUGUGCCAUUGGCCAAAUGCAGCUACAGUCUAGUACUAUAGGACACAUUGGUUAACUUGUCACCUUGUACUCUCUUAAAAAUAUCCUUUAAAUAUUCUACAUAUGCCCCUUUUCCACCAAAAAGAACCGAGUGCUGGUUCAACGUUGGUUCCACUUUCGAACUUUCUAAGAACCAGGUUGCCUUUCCACCGGCUAGAGAGCCGUCACAGAGCCGAGUCUGACGUCACUGUAUACGUGUCACGUUUCCCAGCAACUUUAGCGCAGCAGCGACAAACACACAAAACACAUCAACAAUGGCGGAUGUUGCUUUACUGUUAAUGCUCAUGGCUUUGUGAACCUACAUUAGCAUCCAAACGCGGCGAAUCCAACGUGAACGUGCAGCUCCAUGUAAUCUGUAUAAACGGAGGUUGUUAUCGAGAAAGUACAUAACGUUAUUUUAUCAUUAACCCAGAAAAAAGUUAGCCUUAGCAUGUAGCUACCUACUAUUAUGUGUGCUGAUAAUUGAUCAUAUUGCGGUAAAGUAAAAGUGUAUUAAGCAUUAGUAUACUUAAGGUACAUUAUCUAUGCACUAACAGUAGCCCCACCCACAGCCCCGCCCCCAGCCCCUGACACAAGCGGUUCUUAAGUCUAUACCGGCAACGUUUUGGUGCUACUUAAGAACCACUUUUCCUGGUUCAGAGCCGGUGCUUUGGCUGUCGAAAAAGAAAGAACUGGUUCUAAAUUAGGCUCUAAACCAGCACUCAAACUGCCUCGGUGGAAAAGGGGCAAUAGAUUCCUACCACAUCACUCCAGUUUGAAACAAUGAUCAGGAUGAUUGUGAGUCUGAAUUGACAAAAUCAGUGUUUGUGACUACUUUUAAAUUUGCCCUAUGACCCAACCUGAUUCACAGUAUCUGGAAAGGCAAGAGGGGCAAUACAGUUUUGCAGCUGAUAAAGCCAGUGUCAAAGCACCAUAACUAUAGAGCCAUUGAACCAAGUUUACCAUUGGCUAUACCUGUCACACAUAGACACUUAAUUACCUAAGAAAAUGUCAAUCGUGUCUUUUUUUAUUUGUAUAGUACAAAUCACAAAUUAUUGGCAAAUACCUAGAUCCUACCUGGUGCUAUCCAUAUGGCUUUUUUUAGAACAGGGUUUUUAAAGUGGUUCUUAAUAGGAUCAUUUGAUAAUUUAAGGUUGUCAGUUUUAAGGGUUUUUUUUAUGUGUUGUAGGAUAUACAAUAUUUAUAGAGUGAAAUUCAGUUGUGGUGCAUGUCCGCUGGAUGUAACAGCCAUCCAUACCUGUGCAAAACAAUCUUAUCCCUCUUGCUUGCCUGGUUGCCAAAGUGAGCUAGGUCAGGACAAUUAGUUAAUUAACUAAAAUUAGUGCUCCCUAUUGAUGGGUCAAUAAUCUUUGUGAUCGGUAACAUCAGUAUACAGAUAUUCCUGGCACUUUGUGGUGGAAAAGUGCAAUUAAAGUCUAAAUCUCUUUGUCUUCCAUGCAGCGGCUGUUAAAGCCAUUAAAGUUUCUAACUGGCUGUUGGAGUGCUUUUGUUUGGUGGACUGGUUCUCAUUAAACACUGCUGUACCUUAACCUUAACUCGUACCAACACCGUAAUCCUAUGUUGUUUUUUAUGGGGUAGAAUGGUGCCAGUAUUUAGUGAAGAAGAAGAGAAGACGUGUGCAGAAGGUACACCUGAUAAAUUGUCAGCUCGGUCUUAUUUUUAUUAUGUCUGCUGUGCAUUUUUUCAUAAAGUUGUAUUUAUUUAUUCCUGACAUUGUUUCGGCAAAACAAAAAGCAAAGUUCUGUCCAUAACAUUUUAUCUGUUGCCUCUCAUCACAACCCCAGCAAUUACUGCAGUUCAGAAUUUUACAGAAAAACAAAAUAAAACAAAAUAAUUGCACUACUCAAAAUGCCAUUUAAGAGAUGGCACUUGACAAUCAAGUGUAGCUACCGGUGUGUAUGAGAUUGAUGUAUACAAGUUUUUUUUUUCUUUUGAAUUUCAUUACUCUACAUAAUAAAACAAAGUCUUUUGUCUCAGCAUGAUAAAUGAUUAUGCAGGGUGGUUUGAAAGGAUUUGCUGUAUGUAAGAGCACCAUAGCUUUAUUUUGUACUGAUGUAGAUCAGAGUUUAUUUAUUCUGUAUAUAUUUGUACAUAACGGAACGUUUCUAUGUAUGUGUGCCUUUCGAUGUUGUAAUGAUUGAUGUAAAUAAAAGUUACAGUAAAGUGUACAGUAAAAA
Messenger RNA from Tachysurus vachellii, 5210 nucleotides. RefSeq names its product SLIT and NTRK-like family, member 6 (gene slitrk6). Gene Ontology annotation, biological process: positive regulation of synapse assembly; regulation of presynapse assembly; axonogenesis. The transcript has 2 exons. The record is from RefSeq and is a predicted model, not a curated record. Gene Ontology annotation, cellular component: membrane. Gene Ontology annotation, molecular function: protein binding. Bases 271 to 2748 code for a protein of 825 amino acids. NCBI's taxonomy places the organism in Eukaryota, Metazoa, Chordata, Actinopteri, Siluriformes, Bagridae.